Molecule: messenger RNA, 783 nt
Organism: Pistacia vera
Lineage: Eukaryota; Viridiplantae; Streptophyta; Magnoliopsida; Sapindales; Anacardiaceae
Product: aspartyl protease family protein At5g10770-like
Exons: 3
Coding region: 1-783 (260 amino acids)
Biological process (GO): proteolysis
Molecular function (GO): aspartic-type endopeptidase activity
Source: RefSeq, a predicted model, not a curated record
AUGGUUUGUGCACACAACUUCACUGGCGACGAUGAAGGAGUGGUCGGGAUAAUGGGUCUCGAUCGAAAUGGAUUAUCUAUUAUAUCACAAACUUCCUCUUUUUUCAAAAACUACUUCUCAUAUUGUCUGCCUGCUUUCUUCGGCUCCAGUACUGGAUAUAUAACUUUUGGCAAGACCAAUAGUUUCACAAACAAGGUGAUUAACUUCACACCAUUAACCACAGACUCUGAAACUUAUGAUGUUGAGAUAACUGGACUGAGUCUUGGCGGACAUAAACUACCGAUUGACAGUCAGGUUUUCAAGAAAGCUGGAGGGACUGUUGACUCGGGCACAGUCAUUUCACAUCUUCCACCAGCGGCUUACGCGGCUCUAAAGUUAGCUUUCCGUAAGAAGAUGUCGAAAUAUAAGAUGGUGAAACCGAGUGGCUUUUUGGAUACAUGUUACGAUUUUAGUAAGUAUGAUACCGUUACAAUACCAAAGAUGUCAAUAUUCUUUAAAGGUGCCGUUGAAUUGAAGAUGGACGUGACAGGAAUUGUGAUCCCCUUCAAAGACGACCUGACAGAAGUGUGCUUAGCCUUUAGUCCAAAUCCUACUGAAGAUGAUGGGGCCUUAAUUGGGAACAUUCAGCAACAAGGGAUGGAGGUGCACUAUGAUGUUGCUGGAAAAAGGAUAUCACUCUGGAUGCUUGAUCGGCGCUUCCUUGCAGAAGUUGAGAUGUCACUUCAUAGCGGACCAAUUAAUGGCCCGAUGCCUCACGUUACUAAAGCAGACCCAGAGCAGUAG